Messenger RNA from Suillus plorans, 2846 nucleotides. RefSeq lists its product as uncharacterized. The coding region runs from base 90 to 2819 and encodes 909 amino acids. The transcript is spliced from 5 exons. NCBI's taxonomy places the organism in Eukaryota, Fungi, Basidiomycota, Agaricomycetes, Boletales, Suillaceae. The record is from RefSeq and is a predicted model, not a curated record. Gene Ontology annotation, cellular component: cytoplasm. Gene Ontology annotation, biological process: actin cytoskeleton organization.
GCUCUCUUUACACCAAUACUAUCUCUUACUGGCGUUUGUCACGAUCUUAAACAUUACUGAAGCAAUCCUUGCAGGUCAACAGAUAAAGAAUGGGCUUCUGUCGGAGGUGCGGGAAUAUUGUCAUAGGAGAACGGUGUAAAUGUGGUGGCACAGCAGUUGCCCCCGUAGUACAAUGGGCAACUUCCAAAGAGCCCGCUGCAGACAGAUGGUCUCAGACUUACGUUUCUCGUGAGAGGUCUCCGAUUCGACCUCCCAGCCGCGCACAACCAUUCAACUCCGACUCUACCUUUCCGACCGCCAGCGAAAGUGUUAUCCCAGAUGCCUCGUCUUCACCCCUGGAACGUCUACCUCGAAAGUACUCAGCAAUCGAUAUAUCUUCUCCUUUCGGAAACCGCGCCUCUGUACACAUUGGAUCAAGUACAUCGCGGCCUGCCUCACCGCUGAAGCACUCGGUGUCGUUAAGCAACAUCCAUCACGAAGCCCCUCCAUCACCAACAACUAUCUCCGCUGCUGCAGGAGUCCUUCCUUCCCCAUACGCACCUGAACUUUCCAAAGCUUAUGGGUCAGUCCUUCAGCCCAAAGAAUCCCUUGCAUCCUACUGCUGCGCUAUCUGCUCCGCUGAAUUCCCACCAGACGCGACCAUAUACCCAGACCCUUUUGCUCCCGCAAUAGAUACAGACCGAUUCCUGUGUCGACAAUGCUUUGUCAAGCACGGUGGAUCCAAAGGCGACUGCCCUUCGUGUGAUCGUCCAGUGCUCAUUGUGAAGAGCGAGGGUGGUUUCGUGGAAACGUCAGGCCGUGUUUGGCACAAAAGAUGCUUUCGCUGUGACGGGUGUCACAAAAACAUUGGCGACGCUCCUAUGGUCGACCUAGUAGGUCGACCAUCCUGCGCAGACUGUUUUGAAAGUUGCUUGCAGAGGGACAAUACGCCUUCCAAACCCCACCAAUCUCCAGGAAUAGAAAGAAUAGAGCGAAGUCACGUAGGCCGCUUCCGCAGAGACUCGACAAGUUGGCAAGGAAGCCCUGCAAUCGAUGAACUAGAACAGCGACUUGGAAUCAUGAAGAGUAGAGAAGGUAGCCCUGUGAUGGAGGAGCUCACGGCACGUUUAAAUGCAGUGCUCAAUCGCACACCUUCCAAAGAUGCAUCUCCGACACCAAGUGCCCUUGGUGCCUCAAUGUCGCGUUAUACCAAUACAAAUUAUCGGGGAGAAAGUCCUAUUCCUGGUCGUAUUUCGGAGAGGAAUCUCGAUGCUGGUGAACGCAGAACGAUACCUAGCACAACUAUUCGCGAACGGGUUGAGACUCCAGAGAUGAACGGAUCUAGUCCCUCAUCAGGGAGACCCUCUGCUGAAGCAAUUGAAGAGAUGAAGAGCCGAUUUUUGCCACAAUCACCUUCGUCACCUGGCUCACGAACAAAUGCGAGCAUCGCGUGUUCCUCGUCUUCGCCUUCCUUCUACAAUAAUUCACCUGUAGGCAAACCCCUGGAGGGAUCGCGAAUCCCGUUCUCGAGACGGUCUCGCGGUUCUCCAGCGCUUCGUAGUGUAGCUAGCACUUCAAGUCUGUCAUCUCCGCGCCUUUCCUGGGCUCCGUCUACACCGGAAUUAAUGUCCGAUAUGUCAGACAUUACGACAGAGGCUUCAUCUCCAUCUUCUCCCCUGCCCUUUAGUCCGCCAGCGCGCCAUGUCGGCAUCUUCGGCAAUGGUAAUACGCUGUAUUCGCCCGACAAACCCAGUGACUCUGUUGAGUCAGAACAUGACACUCGAGAGGUUAAUUCAACGACAACACCUAAACCAGUCGAACAGGCACUCAAUCGACUUUCUAUUUCUUCUACUAUCCUAACACCUGAUUCACUGUGCGCGAAGUGUGGGGGGUCCCUUUCUACAAGCAGAACAGCAGGCCGGUUUGUCACCGUCCCUGACGCUAAUACUACAGGGCCACCGAAGACAUAUCACCCCGAAUGUUUCAGAUGCGUGAUGUGCGAUGGCCCCUUUAAGGUGUCUGGGAUCGGCCAAGCAGUCUUUGCCAGAGGGGAAGGAGGGGCUUGUCAUGUGGAAGUCAGUCUCAUGCAUUCACUCAUUUACACUAUCGACUCACCGCGGCCGACGGCAUCGAGUGCCGCAAAGACCGUCACUCGAGCCUCAAUGGCAGCCAUUACCACUCCCUACUCAUCAUCUCGUCUGGAAAGAUCAGCACCUAGGCCGUCUGCACCUGCAGUACCCACCACGCCCCCUCGUUUUGGCAGCUCGACGACAUGCCCGGCAUGUUCCAAAUCCGUCUCUCCUAUGGAGAUGGGUGUAGUGCCUGGUCCUCAAGGUUCUAGAUGGCACGCGUCCUGUCUUGUGUGUGGCGGUAAGGGAGCGAACAAAGGGCGACGUGACAAAUCACAACCUGGUUGCGGCAAGAAGCUGGACUCUGCUGCGAAACGGGAUAUUGAUGGAGGUGUUUGGUGUAGGGAAUGCCUUCUUCUGCUUCCCCUGGAUCUGAGAAACCCUCAAGCAGACUCGCCCAUCAAACCACUUGUGGUAUCACUGACGGGUCGCAGCGUAGGCGGUGGCACUUCCACAUCCAGAGCUGUUCAGCCUCAGUUCACAGGUACCACCAUCGCCCGUCAGUUUACUGGGUUGCGUGGCGGUGACGCAGCGCUUGCGAGACAAUUGACCGGUGGUGGCUUAAGUCCGACGAAACAGUUGGGCACUGCUACGCCUCGGCCCAGACCCAAGAGCGUGAUUGGCAUGAGAAGUGGAAAGAGCGUAGAUGAGGGUCGGGGGAUGUUCCUAGUUCGGCAAAUGACCAAUGGAGGAAAUUCGUUUGGUGUAUAAACUGUUUAGACUCUGGAAUCUCUCAAA